AAAACCGAACCGCAUUGUGAGCAUACAGUAGCAUUUUGCAAUAUCUCACGGUUUAUUGACCAGUACCAUGAGCGCUUAAAUAUUUUUUUACUUAUUAGUAACAAGCCUUUCCAUUAAAUUUAGAUUGCGGUUAUUAAACAAUCAAUUAAUUGACUGCAUUUCUAAAAACAAUGUCAGCCAGUGUGUCGGUGUUGUGUUUUUUGACUAAUUUGCCAGGACCGCCCUUGCUUCACUGGUCGAAUUUUUCUUUGCAACUUUGGCCUAUAAAUAGAAGAUUAUGUCCACAAUUUGAUCCAUAUAGAGACACAGUAUUUCAUUUAUAUACCAGAGAAAAUCCUCAAAGUUCAAAAAUUAUAAUUCCACAAGACGAUAAUUCCUUGGAAAGCUCAGGAAUCGACUUUUCGUACAACACGAUUAUAUUUUUCCACGGAUUUUUGGAAUCUUAUGAAUCAGAUGAUGCACAGUCUAUAAAAAACGCAUAUUUAGAGCAAGGAACGUAUAAUGUUAUUUUGGUGCAAAACGAGCGACUAUUAGCCGGUCCUGACUAUAUCACAGCAGCUAAAAAUUGCAGACCUAUUGGUCGAUAUUCUGCGGCUUUUAUUGACUACCUGGUAACAAAAGGUUUGAAACUUGAAAAUCUUCAUGUUAUUGGUCUCAGCUUAGGAGGGCAAAUUGCCGGACUAACCGGACAAUAUGUAAAAAGUGGAAAACUUCCCCGUAUUACAGCGCUGGAUCCAGCAGGACCUCUAUUCAACAACAACCCAAUCGAUGAACGAUUGGAUCCAAGCGAUGCAGAAUUUGUGGACGUAAUUUACGUAAAUUCUGGAGUUUUUGGUAUGAAAUACGCAGUCGGUCAUUUGAAUUUCUGGCCAAAUGGUGGAACCAAACAACCAGGUUGUAAACUUCACGAAGUGAUUGCUCGAUACGGUUUUGCAUUCAACUGGAUAGUAUUCUGUAAUCAUUUCCGUUCCUAUCAACUGUAUGUGGAGUCUAUACGGUUUCCACAAAGCUACCCGAGCAAAAAAUGUGAAAGUUAUGUCUCGUUUGAACGGGGAUCUUGUAAUAAUAACGCAGUUGCAUACUUAGGAGUUCUGGCUGAUUCCAAGAGCACUGGCAAUUACUAUCUGGAUACAGGAUACUCAGGAAUUUACAAUGGAUAAUGGAAAGUGAAGAAGUAGUUUUACGAAGAAACUGUAAAUAACUUUCAAUGUAGUUCACAUAUUGGCCUAGUAAUUUACCUAUUUAAGAUACCUUCGUAGAAAACAGUAUUAUUUUAACAACUUGUGCUGCGAAGUGUUUAAAUUGAGGCUCAUGCGGAUUAAUUGGUAAUUGGCAAUUGCAAAUUUUUUAUUUAGUAUCAUUUGGACAACGACUAGGAAGUCUGCAACAUUACAGAAGUUAUAAUUUAUUUGUCGCUGGCCUACUUUUAAGAAACACUAAAUAUUUUUAGUUUGUCAUAUACAGAGUGUUGCAUUAUAUAGUGCUCGUCUCUAGUAGGAAAAAAUAAAUAUAAUGUAUCUAGUUCCUAGUAGUCAUGGAGUAAUAAGCGUUCAAAGUUGUGCAGUUUUCUUGAUUCAUUCGUUUCAUGGUUUUAUACGUUUCUGCAAUUUGUGCGAGAUUUGAAGCUGUUCAGAAUCCCUCAAAAUGGAACCUCAAAAAUUUAUAGAAAACCUUCACUUUUUAUAAAAGUUGCAGCAUUGGCCGGGAAAAUAGUACAAAAUUUCCGCAUCUUUACAUCAUCAAUAAAUUCAGCUUUAACGCACCGGAUAACCUACAAUAUUUUCCAUAUGUAUCGUAAAAUUCAGACAUAAAAAUCAAAUUCAAAAAUUAUAGAAAAAUGUGUUUAAAAUUAGACAAAAUGUGCCUCAGCUUGUAAGGACUUAUGGAACGACACGCAACACCCUGUAUACAAUCGAAAACUUGAUUAAACUAAGCAACAGAUUAAAAUAGCCUAAAUCGUUCUUGGAAUAUUCACUAUUAUUAAGGAAUUUAGGAACGAUUUAAAGUGUGAACUAGUAUAAUAAUAAUCAAUACUUAAUUAAAA
Molecule: messenger RNA, 2044 nt
Organism: Dendroctonus ponderosae (mountain pine beetle)
Lineage: Eukaryota; Metazoa; Arthropoda; Insecta; Coleoptera; Curculionidae
Product: pancreatic lipase-related protein 2
Exons: 7
Coding region: 171-1160 (329 amino acids)
Biological process (GO): lipid metabolic process
Molecular function (GO): lipase activity
Source: RefSeq, a predicted model, not a curated record